AUGGCUGUCAGUGCGUUUGAAGCAGCGCUCAUCGAAACAUGGACACUCUUCGCCGUAGGAAGCAUCGUUAUUAUGAUGAGAAUUUUCUGUCGCACGAAAAUGGUUGGAUUCGCGGGAUACUGCGGUGACGACUACCUUAUUUUCUUCGCCUGGGCCUGUUACACUGCAAUGACAGUUGCGGCACAUAUUGUCGGCGGAACUGGUGACACGUCUCACCUGACGCUCGAGCAGCGAUUAUCCUUCUCCCCAGAGGAAGCCGCCAUGCGUCAGAAAGGGACCAAAUGGUUUAUGGUGGGAUGGUACACCUACAUUGGGCUAAUCUGGACACUCAAGUUCAACUUUUUGUUCCUCUCUCGGCGCAUCGUUAGCGUCAGUCACAUCAGGAUUGUCAUCAUUCCGACGAUGGCGUUUGUGGGGGCCACGGGCGUGGCUAUUUGGAUUCUCUUUGCAACAGCAUGUCGACCCUUUCAUAAGCUUUGGCAAAUCCUCCCAGAUCCGGGAAGACUCUGCAUGCCGCAAAGCCCCGUCUUCCUUAUCACUGUUCUCGUGCUCAACCUCGUCACCGACAUGUGUAUUAUCAUCAUCCCGAUACCUAUUAUAUUGCCUCUGAGAAUCACCUGGGCCCGCAAGAUUGGAAUCAUAUUCAUGUUCAGUGCUGGAAUAUUCGUCAUGAUCGCAGCAGUCUUGCGGGUUUACUUCGUCUUGUCACUCCAGCAAGGACAAACAGCCGCAAUCUGGUCCUGUCGGGAAGACUUCGUCGCGAUCGUCAUUGGGCAGGCUACCAUGGUUCGUCCCUUAUUUACACAUCGGUUCUGGACCCGCGUCUCUACAAACUCUUCGACAUACGAGCUUUCCGGUGGAAGUUUUACGAAAACCCCACGGCUGGGUUUUCGCACGGUAAAAGAUCCGUACCACGUCAGCGUCCUGCGCACUCAAGGAAAUGAAAGCGAGGAGCACAUCAUAUCAGGUGGCUCACAGAAAGGUGUUACCGCUCCAUGCAAUAUAAGGCAAGAGGACGGGAUGUAUGGGAUGCCGAUGAACUGA
Molecule: messenger RNA, 1044 nt
Organism: Parastagonospora nodorum SN15
Lineage: Eukaryota; Fungi; Ascomycota; Dothideomycetes; Pleosporales; Phaeosphaeriaceae
Exons: 3
Coding region: 1-1044 (347 amino acids)
Source: RefSeq, a predicted model, not a curated record